This is a messenger RNA of Triplophysa rosa, 1612 nucleotides long. It is a transcript of the gene ppt2b, whose product is annotated as palmitoyl-protein thioesterase 2b. Gene Ontology annotation, molecular function: thiolester hydrolase activity. NCBI's taxonomy places the organism in Eukaryota, Metazoa, Chordata, Actinopteri, Cypriniformes, Nemacheilidae. The transcript has 8 exons. Gene Ontology annotation, cellular component: lysosome. The record is from RefSeq and is a predicted model, not a curated record. Bases 149 to 1009 code for a protein of 286 amino acids.
UGUUGUUGUAACGCACCAACCGGAAGCAACACAAGCGGAGAUAAACAAGUGAGAGCGCGCUGAGCGGUUGUGUGUGAGAUACCUACAGCGCUCGAGUUGUUGUUCGGUGUUAUUGUGUUUAACGUCAUCGGUAGAUGUGUGUGUUGUGAUGAUGAGAGUUGCGUUUUGUCUGCUCGCCGUGUGUGUGUUGUGUGUGUGUUUGGCGUAUAAACCGGUGAUCAUCGUUCACGGACUCUUCGACAGCUCGUCAGAUUUCAACAUCCUCAUCAGAUUCAUUAAUGCGUCUCAUCCGGGCACGAACGUGUCGGUCAUCGACCUGUUUGACCGCAGUGCCAGUCUCGAGCCGCUCUGGACACAGGUGGAGGGCUUCACACGGGCCAUCUAUCCCAUCAUGCAAAACGCUGCUGACGGUGUGCACCUCAUCUGCUACUCACAGGGUGGAUUGAUCUGUCGAGGGAUUCUCUCCACUCUUUCGGAUCAUAAUGUUCACUCGUUCAUCUCGCUCUCUUCACCGCAGGCGGGACAGUAUGGAGACACAGAUUAUCUGAAGUAUCUCUUCCCACAGUUUGUCAAAUCCAAUCUGUAUCACGUGUGCUACACUUCAGUGGGUCAGAAGAUUUCCAUCUGUAACUACUGGAACGAUCCUCAUCACAGGGAGCUGUACGUUAACAGCAGUGAUUAUCUGGCCUUAUUAAACAGUGAGAGGACAAACCCCAACUCUACCGCCUGGAAACAGAACUUCCUGCGCAUGAAGAAGUUGAUUCUGAUUGGAGGUCCAGAUGAUGGAGUCAUUACACCGUGGCAGUCCAGUCAGUUUGGCUUCUAUGAUGACAAUGAGACGGUUGUUGAGAUGAAAAACCAGAAGCUGUUUCUCAUGGACACGUUUGGUCUGAAGACGCUGUACGCUCGAGGAGAUCUGAUGUUGUGUUCUGUGCCUGCUGUUGCUCAUGUUUACUGGCACUCCAAUGAGACGGUAUAUAAAACCUGCAUAGACAAGUGGCUGACGUAAACAACAACAACAACACCUCAUUUACUUCCAGUCUGAUCAUUAUCGUCAAACACACAUACAUGACCGUCAGUGCCUGAAUCAUCUCACAUCCGCUGUUUACAUCUUCUCCACACUGCUUUGUGUUGUUUUUAAUGUGUUUAUGUUUUUCUUUGUUUUAAACGAGUGACGGAUGUGAACGGUUCAGGGCUUAUGUUUGUAAAGGGACAGUAAAGAGGGACUUGAUGUUUUAUCUUUUAACUCAGUUUAACUUGAAACCUCUUGAGAGUUUUAGUUUUAAUGAAUGAAUGUCAUAAAUGUGAUGAAUGUGAUGUGUUUUGUACUCAUUGAGAACUGUGGGGUUACAGUAAGCACAAUGUGAUGAUGAUGAUGAUGAUGAUGUGUUUACACAUCCACCGUCAGUAUUGUAGAAAACAUUUAGUCAGAUUUAUUGAUGUCAUAGCAGUGUUGUUUGUGGAUGGUCUGGUUUUAUCUGCUUUUAAGCGAAUGAAGUUUAUUGAACUACAUUUUCAGCUGAAACUGAAAGAUUUUGUAAAAGAAUUGUGCUGCUUUAAUGUUUUUACAUUUUAUGUCAAGGUUAAUAAAAUGCUAAUAUUUCUAACAUCA